AUGUCCAAAUCGCUCUCACCAUUGUCCUCUCUGUCUUCGGUAUCUUCGGAGUCGUCUGUGUCCUCGUCCUCGGAAUCGUCUUCGAAGUCAUAUCCAUAUCAAUCUUCUGACUGGGCCUCUGAAACCUCUUCGGAACCGUCCUCGGAAUCGUCCUACCAACCCACCACCACGGACUAUGAAACCUCAUCAACGUACUCCCCCGAGCCCAAAAUCCGUAGCCACGCUGCAAUGCCCUUGACUCAAGACCAAGUGGACACGCUUCGUAAUAGGUUCGAGUACUGCUCCAAGAUGCCGAGCAAGAAAAUUCGCGAAAUAUGGGCAGAGCAAAUUGGGCUACCUGGUCAGGAACAAAAGAUCCGCAAUAAGUACAGGAGUGAAUCCAACAAGGGCGGCGAGAAGGCCGAAGGGCUUUCGGAGGAGGAUUUGAUGGGCGCGUCGAUUCUUGCUGGAAUUAUGUGUUCUGCUAAGAAGUAUGCUGAUGAGUCGGAGGCUUAG
Messenger RNA from Stereum hirsutum FP-91666 SS1, 495 nucleotides. RefSeq lists its product as uncharacterized. Lineage: Eukaryota; Fungi; Basidiomycota; Agaricomycetes; Russulales; Stereaceae. Bases 1 to 495 code for a protein of 164 amino acids. The transcript has 2 exons. The record is from RefSeq and is a predicted model, not a curated record.